AUGAUCAUGCUCAUGAGCAUGCAAGAGGAAAUGGAGCGGCAAGUGGAGCAUAUUCUCAACUUCAAGGGCUCAAUCAAAGGGAGAAGAGUGAUCAACCGGGACAGGGUGUCCAAAGCAAAGCUACUGCACAAUGACUACUUUGCUCCCAAACCUGCUUUCCCGGAUGAUCCAUGGUUUCGUCGCCGUUUUUGCAUACAUAAACCAUUGUUUUUGCGCAUUAUGGAGGGAGUGGAGGCACACGACGAGUACUUCAAGCUCAAAAGGGAUUGCCGCGGCCACUCGGCCAAGCAGAAGUGCACGGCUGCCCCGAGGAUGCUUGCACUUGGUACUGCUGCAGACGCCGUUGGUGAGAUGGUUAGGAUGGGGGAGAGCACGUGCCUGAAGACUACUGUCAAGUUUGUCCGCGCCGUGGUGGAGGUGUUUGGACCUGAGUAUCUCAGAGAACCAAAUGCGAAGGGCACGGAGAAGUUGUUGGCUAUUUGA
This is a messenger RNA of Aegilops tauschii subsp. strangulata, 483 nucleotides long. RefSeq lists its product as uncharacterized. Lineage: Eukaryota; Viridiplantae; Streptophyta; Magnoliopsida; Poales; Poaceae. The record is from RefSeq and is a predicted model, not a curated record.